GCGGCGCGCUCGUUCUACGGGUGGCGCGAGAGUCAAAAGGCGUCAGUCUCUUCUGGGUAAGAUGGCCGCCGCGGAGGCGUAGGAGAGUGGAAUCUUCGUGCCGGGAUCGCGACGUCAGGACUGAAUUUCGGAGGCGAAGGUCCCAGGAGCUUACUCCAUGGAAGCAGUCUUGUGGAUAAGCUGAGUUGUUGACAAUUCAAAUCCUGUAACUAGUCGACAGUGACCUACAACAGCACUGUGGUGAGGCCUGGCUGUCUACUGGGACCAGCAGAUCUCUUGGCCAGGUUUUUUUGUUGCUUUUAGGAUUUCUGGGGAAAGUGUCCAGGCUUUCCACAUUGGGGCAGGUUUUUCUUUUAUACCAGUCCUUCUCCUAGGAUGGAACAUGGCAUAAAGUCAGAGUCAUCAUUAGCAUUUAGAUGUGAUUAAAGCCUGGACAGCUUGGAAGAGAAUUCUCAAGGUAUGGAUGACAAAUGUGACCUGAGCAACGAGGAGACGCCCAAGGCUAUCAAACCCACUAGUAAAGAGUUCAGAAAAACAUGGGGUUUUCGAAGAACCACUAUUGCAAAGCGAGAGGGUGUGGGUGACACAGAGGCUGAGCCUGGGGAGCAGCAGCAGCAACACAGCCUCUCCCUACGGCGCAGCGGCAGGCAACCCAAGCGCACAGAGCGGGUGGAGGAGUUCCUUACCACCGUGCGGCGCCGUGGGCGGAGGAGUGCACCCGUCCCCCUCGAGGAUUCCAGCGAGCCAACAUCUUGUCCAGUAACAGAUGCAGAAACUGCCUCGGAAGGGAGCGUAGAAAGCACUUCGGACAUUAGAAGUGGUCCCAAGUCUGGCUCUGCACAUGUGAAGGAGCGACCAGCCUCUUCUGAAAAGUCCAAAGGGGGUGAUGAUGAGGAUGCCACAUCUGAUAGUGACAGUGAUGGCCUGACCUUAAAAGAGCUUCAGAAUCGCCUUCGAAGAAAGCGAGAACAAGAGCCUGCCGAGCGGCCCCCAAAAGGCAUCCAGAACCGCCUGCGGAAGAAGCGGCGGGAGGAGGACCCCACAGAAACAGUGGACAUAGAGGCAGGCAGUACUGUGGAGAGCAUAGUGCCCAGUAAGCAAGAGUCCGAGGAUACGCAGGGGGCUGCGUCCCAGGCAGGGAAUGAUGAUGGAGAGGGUGAGGCAGAGGGGAAAGUGGCUCAGGGGGUUGAAGAUGAAGAACCUGGGGACUCGAGCAAGCCUAAGCCUGAGUGUGAGGUGUACGACCCCAACGCCCUGUAUUGCAUCUGCCGUCAGCCUCAUAACAACAGGUUUAUGAUUUGCUGUGACCGAUGUGAGGAAUGGUUUCAUGGCGAUUGUGUAGGCAUUUCUGAGGCCCGAGGGAGGCUUUUGGAAAGGAACGGGGAAGAUUAUAUCUGCCCAAACUGUACCAUCCUUCAAGUGCAAGAUGAGCCUAAUUCGGAAACCACAGAUCAACAAGAGACUAAAUUUAGACCUGGAGAUACUGAUGGCACAGAUAUUACAAGUAUAGGGACAGUGGAACAAAAAUCCAGUGAAGACCAAGGGAUAAAGGGUAGAAUUGAGAAAGCUGCAAAUCCGAGUGGCAAAAAGAAGCUCAAGAUCUUCCAGCCUGUUGUAGAGGCCCCUGGUGCCUCCAAGUGCAUCGGCCCCGGAUGCUCCAGUGUGGCACAGCCUGACUCUGUAUACUGCAGUAAUGACUGCAUCCUUAAACAUGCCGCAGCAACUAUGAAAUUCCUAAGUUCAGGUAAAGAGCAAAAGCCAAAGCCUAAAGAAAAGGUCAAGAUCAAGGCAGAAAAGUUCAGUCUUCCAAAAUGUAGUGUUCAGGCAGGCAUUAAAAUCUCUGCUAUGCACAAGAGACCAGCUCCAGAAAAAAAAGAAAACACAGUGAAGAAGGUGCUCAUGGCCCCGUCUAGAAACGAAGCCCUUGGGAAGGAAGCGGCCUGUGAAAGCAGCACGCCAUCCUGGGCGAGCGAUCACAAUUACAAUGCAGUGAAGCCAGAAAAGACUGCUGCUCCCUCGCCAUCACUGUUGUGUAAAUCCAUGAAGGAAGACAGGAGAUCCGAGGAGAAGGUAGUGGCGGCAGCAGCUGCGGCAACUUCAAAGAAAACAGCCCCUCUAGGCUCCGCAAUGGGCAAACAACCUUCGCCUAGAAGUCUUGUCCCAAAGAAGUCUCCUUUCACUAACUUGGCAGCAGCCAAACCAGCCAUUAAAAAGUCACCCUCGGGCUUCAAGGGUACCAUUCCCAAGAGGCCGUGGCUCUCGGCCACCCAGUCGGGUGGUGCUUCUGCUGCUAAACAGGCAGGACCAAUGCCUGUCCCUGUGACAGCUGCUUCCAAAAAGUUGCCUAGUUCUGCUGCUUUGGUUGGAGCCAUAAGGAAGCCAGCAGCCACCUCUGUUCCCACGGCAUCUACAGUACCAGGGCGCCUUGGGGCCACAAGCCCCGCCCCGUCACAGCCAAACUCACAAAUUCGGCAAAACAUAAGACGCUCCUUGAAGGAGAUUUUGUGGAAAAGAGUCAAUGACAGCGAUGACUUAAUUAUGACAGAAAAUGAAGUAGGAAAAAUUGCCCUCCAUAUUGAGAAGGAGAUGUUUAACUUGUUCCAAGUUACAGAUAAUCGCUACAAGAGUAAAUACCGCAGCAUCAUGUUCAACCUCAAGGACCCUAAAAAUCAGGGACUCUUUCAUCGUGUUCUGCGCGAAGAAAUCUCUUUGGCAAAACUUGUGAGAAUGAAGCCAGAAGAGCUUGUAUCUAAAGAGCUUUCCACGUGGAAGGAGAGACCAGCAAGAUCUGUAAUGGAGUCCAGAAUUAAACUACACAGCGAGAGCAAGAAGACGGCUGUGAGACAGGAGCCCGUUCCCGAUAUGGAAGAUUCUCCACCGGUAUCAGAUUCAGAUGAGCAGCAGGAGUCCGUGCGGGCUGUCCCUGAGAAGAACACGGUGCCUCUUCUAGACGUCUUCAGCAGUAUGUUGAAAGACACGACAAGUCAGCACCGGGCACAUCUCUUUGAUCUGAACUGUAAAAUUUGUACAGGUCAGGUUCCAUCAUCAGAAGAUGAACCAGCACCAAAAAAACAAAAGCUGUCAGUUUCAACUAAAAAAGAAGACUUAAAAUCCAAGUAUGACAGCUCUCCAUCGGAUGCAGUUCCCACAUCAGCUGAUGAAGUGAUACCAGAAACUCUGCCGGAAGAUGCUUCUGAGCCAGACCUGGAAGGUGCUUCUCGUCCAGAUGUGGGGAGACAGUAUUUCCCUAGGCCUCCAGGAGACAGCCAUCCUGAGCCUUCCCUGCUAGAAGACCUCUCCCCCUGCCCAGCCUCCUGUGGGAGUGGGGUGGUCACCACCGUUACUAUGUCUGGCCGGGACCCCAGAACUGCUCCAAGCAGUUCGUGCACAGGCCCAGCCUCCACAGCAUGCCGUCCAGACAGCACCCACAUGGCGGAAACCAGGCAGGAUGUGCCAAAGCCUGCUGUUAACACCAUGAUGGUGCCCAAGUCCAUCCUGGCCAAGCCAUCCUCGUCCCCUGACCCAAGAUAUUUAUCAGUUCCACCUUCACCAAGUAUCAGCAUCUCAGAGUCUCGGUCCCCUCCUGAAGGAGACACAACCCUCUUUUUGUCUCGACUCAGCACUAUUUGGAAAGGAUUUAUUAACAUGCAGAGUGUAGCGAAAUUUGUCACCAAGGCGUAUCCUGUCUCUGGGUGUUUUGAUUAUCUCAGUGAGGAUCUACCUGAUACAAUUCACAUUGGUGGGAGGAUUGCACCAAAGACGGUUUGGGACUAUGUUGGCAAACUCAAGUCUUCCGUGUCCAAGGAGCUAUGCCUGAUCCGCUUUCACCCCGCCACGGAGGAGGAGGAGGUCGCCUACAUCUCCCUUUACUCCUAUUUUAGCAGUCGUGGCCGCUUUGGUGUUGUAGCUAAUAACAACAGGCACGUCAAGGAUCUGUACUUGAUCCCGCUGAGCGCCAAGGACCCCAUUCCAUCCAAACUGCUACCCUUUGAGGGACCAGGUCUUGAGUCACCACGGCCAAAUAUAAUCCUUGGGUUAGUAAUCUGUCAAAAAGUGAAGCGUCCUUCAAAUACUGGUGAGCUAGACAAGGUCGAUGAGAAGAGGGCCCGGCUGCAGGAGGAAGUGGAUGUUCCAGUCGGUCCGAAAACGUCUGCUGCCCCUCAGUCUGACAAGAAGCCCUCCAGAUACCAGCUCCAAUCUACAGACGCGGCUGCCAGCUCCACACCCCCAGGCUCUCCUCCACCUCCACCCCCUCCCCCAGAGCUGCCAGUGUCAAAGGUGCCAUCAUCAUUCAAGCUGUCACCUGCAUCCACAGCAGUCCCCACGGUGGCUUCCUCCAUCACUUCAUCUUCAUCUACUACGAAAACCGCCUCGCCGCUGGAGCACAUCCUUCAGACUCUCUUUGGAAAGAAGAAAUCAUUUGACCCCUCUGCCAAAGAGUCCGUCAGGUCCAUGCCAGCUGCCCAGCAGGACUCCAAAGGCAAGGCGGGCGAUGGGGUGCCAGGGCCCCCUCUGCUAGACCCGAUUGUUCAGCAGUUUGGUCAGUUCCCACAAAGUAAGGCACUGGAGGACGAGGAGGAUGACAGGCCUUACGACCCCGAGGAGGAGUACAACCCGGAGGGCACCUUCAACAGCCGGUUUGCUGAACAGGGCCUAUGCCAGGAUGUGCAGCAGACUCCUGAGGCCACCGAGCGGGAGGAGGUGGCCUACGAUCCUGAGGAUGAGACAAUUCUAGAAGAAGCCAAAGUGACUGUGGAUGACCUGCCCAACAGAAUGUGCGCAGAUGUCAGGAGUAACCCAGCUGAGAGGCCUGGCGAGUGUGCAGCAGACACCUCGGCCCCGUCCCUGGUGGAGCAGCAGCGGAUGCUGGAAGAGCUGAAUAGGCAGAUUGAGGAGCAGAAGCGGCAGCUGGAGGAGCAGGAGGAGGCGCUGCGGCAGCAGAGGGCCGCUGUAGGGGUCUCCAUGGCCCACUUCUCCGUGUCGGACGCACUCAUGUCCCCGCCACCCAAGUCAGCCCUUCCCAAGGCUGAGCUGUUCCAGCAGGAGCAGCAGACUGCAGACAGGUCAGCACAGCCCUCUGCAAGCCAGGCCACUCAGGGCUCUGGCCAGAGAGACCCACGGCAGGCCAGGCGGCUGGCCGCUGAGAGUGAGAGCGAGCUUCUCCCGAAGACCCCAGUAGACAGCAUACAGGGUGCCCUGAUGGGGAGAGAAGUGUCUGGAGGCGCUGCCGUGGGCCAGGUGCUGGGGCCUGUGCAGGAAGAGGAGGCUCCUCCAUGGGCCCCAGCUGGCAAGGCGCCGCCUACACCUGACCAAGACCCCGAGGGCGAGCCCUCCAGCAGCCCCAGCCCACAACCCGUGGAGGGUGGCCUCCUUGCAGUAGCUGGUGAGGGCUCGGCCAGGCCAGCCCGGAGGGUGCUGUUGCCCACUCCGCCCAGCGCCUCCUUGCAGCCCAGCUGCCCUCUGCAGGGUGAUGGGGGCAGGGACCCUUUCUCAAAUCCCGGGUUCACAUCUCAGGAAAAGCCUCUUGGCUCCACCCAGUAUGAGGACCCCAGAAACCCUCAUUCUGCUGAAAAGAGUGAUGGCCCCAACAGUGAGACUGAGGGAGACAGAGAGCCACAGGCCAGACCCAAUGAGGGGGCUGCCCUGUUCCCCCUGCCCGGACAGAAAGGGGCACCUCAGCCCCAGUGCCAGGGUCACCGUGAACCGGGUCCUCGACCUUUUGGGAUGUCAGGGCUUCAUGGGCCCCCUUUCCCAGGACCGAGAGGGCCAGUCUCUCCAUUUUCAGAAGAGAACCUCAUUCCCAAUCCUGAGGGGCCACGAGGGCCUCCGCCAGCCAGAUUUGGAGCCCAGAAAGGGCCCCUUCCUUCCUUAUUCUCAGGGCAACAUGGGCCACCCUAUGGGGACAGCAGGGGCCCCUCACCCUCCUACCUGGGUGGACCAAGAGGGGUUGGACAGCCCCAAUUUGAAGACCGCAAGGACCCCCGUGGGGAGAAAAGAGAAUUCCAGGACACCCCAUAUAAUGAGAUGACUGGCCCCCCUGCCCAACUCGAAGGACCAGAACAAGCCCAAUUUUUGGGAAACAGAGGCUCUGCACCUUUCCAGUUUGGUGGCCAGAGAAGGCCUCUGCUGUCUCAGCUUAAAGGGCCCCGAGGAGGCCCCCCUCCUGCUCAGUUUGGAGGUCAGAGAGGACCACCCCCUGGCCACUUUGUGGGGCCAAGAGGGCCCCAUCCCAGUCAGUUUGAAUCUGCCCGGGGCCCCCAUCCUAAUCAGUUUGAAGGGCCCAGAGGCCAAGCACCAAAUUUCAUGCCCGGUCCCAGGGGGAUUCAGCCUCAACAGUUCGAAGAGCAAAGGGUAAACUCACCACCGAGAUUUGCAAAUCAGAGGGCACCAGCACCCCUGCCAUUUGGUGGACCCAGGGGCUCUACACCCUUUUCUGAAAAGAGCGAGCAGCCCCCUCCUCGGUUCCAUUUCCAAGGCCAGCCCCCCCAGGUGCUGAAGCCAGCCCCUCGGCCCCUGCUGGAGCUCCCCAGCCACCCCCCGCAGCACAGGAAGGAGCGCUGGGAUGAUGCUGGCCCGCCCUCAGGGGCAUCGGGACAGGGCCCUGAGGCUGAUGGGCCGUGGACAGCACCUGACUUCCGAGAGGGCAACAAGGGCCACGAGUUCAGAAACCAGACCUUUGAGGCCAGGCCCAAGGAAAAGGCCCUGGAGGAGCCCGAAGCCCGGCUGCCAGAGAGCCGCCUGGGCCCUGGCCGGGCAUUUGAAGACAGGAGGAGGGAGCGGGACCGAGGCCACCACUGGAGCCGGGAGAGAGACUGGGAUCGCAGCCGUGAGUGGGAGCGCCACCGGGAGAGGGAUGCCAGCCGAGAGUGGGACCGCAGCCGGGAAAGGAGCACGAACAGGGACAAGGAGCGCGAGGGCCGGGACAGGGGCAGGAACAGGGACCGAGAGCGUGACCGCAGGCGUGACCGAGACAGGUCCCGGAGCCGUGAGCGGGACCGUGAGAGGGCCAGGGACAAGGACCGAGAGCCGCGAGGUCGAGAGCGCAAGGACCGGAGCAAGAGCAAAGAGAGCCCCAGGGACCAGAAGCCCGAGGCCACCCGGGCUGCAGAUGUGCAGACCUAGGGCCCUGUAGGGCCAGCGGCCGCCAGGAGCUCAUGCAGACCUGUGUCACCCUGGCAAAGACCUUUUUAAAAGCCACGUUCAUAAAAUGUGUUGACAAAUAGAUUUUGAAAUAGCUAUGAACGUAGAUUUGGGAUAGAAUAUUCUGGACUUAAGAAGUUACUGUAAUUUUGUGCAAAUGGUUUCAUACAGGAUUUCACCUUUACAAUUCUGAUAAUUUUAAAAACAAAACUCUUAAUAUUUCCAUUUAAAGUUAUAAAAAAUGGGAAAAUGUCUACAAAAGCAUAUUGCUUUUUCAGAUUAUAAAGUUAUCUUUUCCAAUAACUUGACCAUUACAAAUUUUAAGGGAAUUUCACUGGCCUUAGAGCCAUAGCUUUACUGGCAUCUCCUCUGAUUUCUGUCUCCAAAAGCUGUUGUCACAGGUCUUUGUCCUCUGGCUGGGGCUGCAGGCUGGACUGAACAGGUCCCUGCCCCAGCUGUGGGAGGGCAGGACUGACCACUUGUAUCUGGAAUGUUGAGAAACAGAAGACUUACAAGUGGGUCUUUCUUUUGUCAUGAAGAAGUUUGAAUUACAAAUUUUAACCAGGACACAAAAACACAUUUCUUAGUUUUGCAUAGUUUUUAUGUAUCAUCUUAUAAAUUUUUUCAGAAACAUGAUUAAAAGCAACAUCUAUCAUAAUAGAAAUUGUCGCAUUUAAAUAACAAUAUAUUGGAAAAUAUUUAAAUUUUACCAGCCUAAAGAAAAUGAACAAAAUGAACCAAUUAGGUGUACUUUGAAAGGGUGGUGGGGCGGGAUUUCUUUGAUCUGAACAAUCAGGAAGGUUUUGUUUGUGGAAUUUUCCCACCUGAGCAGUCAUCCUUGAUCCCAGGGAGCUGCACUCAGCCCCAAACUGCUGGACUUGUCAGGUGAUAGGUUUUAAAAUUUGUCAUUGUAAAUGGAACAAUAUUUGUGUGACGUCUGAGAUGGAAAAGAUUGAUUUUAGUUGAAGAACUACACAAAAUAGAAAGCUUUUCACUGUGAAAUACAAUAUAUUGCUUCCAGUCAUGUAUUUUUCAAGUACUUAUACAGCAUGACAUAGAAAAAAUCUGGCUAAUUUAUUUGACUGUACAAAUACAUUUUGAUAAUUUUUUUAUAUUUUCAUAAACUUUUACAGAUGUAAAAUUAGAAAAUUUCAUUUGUUCUUUGGAGUCUAUUAUUCCAUUGUACAUCACUACAGAUUUUUCACUUUAUAGCACAAAUUUUUAAGUUAAGAAAACAUUGAGAACCUAUCAAUUUGGGAUGUUUGGUAUUUUAAACCAAGUGUCAGUAGGUUAAAUUACAUUAAAAUAGGUGUCGAUCCAACAUCUAAUAUGAUGUGAAGGUUUUUUUUUACAUAGAAAGCAAAUUUUUCUAAUUUAAAUACACAAAUGUAAAAAUCAGUGUGUUCUUUAGGUUUACUUGAUAGAAAUUUCUGUAAAUUGUAUUUUAUAUUGCAGAGUAUUAUAUCACUGUACAUUAAAACAUGAAACUUCAUAGGUUUUGUUACUUGAAGUAGAAUAAACAUCUACAG
Messenger RNA from Nycticebus coucang (slow loris), 8669 nucleotides. It is a transcript of the gene DIDO1, whose product is annotated as death inducer-obliterator 1. Gene Ontology annotation, biological process: apoptotic signaling pathway; DNA-templated transcription. Gene Ontology annotation, cellular component: nucleus. NCBI's taxonomy places the organism in Eukaryota, Metazoa, Chordata, Mammalia, Primates, Lorisidae. The transcript is spliced from 17 exons. The record is from RefSeq and is a predicted model, not a curated record. The coding region runs from base 460 to 7122 and encodes 2220 amino acids.